Messenger RNA from Salvelinus sp. IW2-2015, 1762 nucleotides. Its product is annotated as ribose-phosphate pyrophosphokinase 1. Gene Ontology annotation, cellular component: cytoplasm; ribose phosphate diphosphokinase complex. Gene Ontology annotation, biological process: purine nucleotide biosynthetic process; 5-phosphoribose 1-diphosphate biosynthetic process; ribonucleoside monophosphate biosynthetic process. Gene Ontology annotation, molecular function: ATP binding; magnesium ion binding; ribose phosphate diphosphokinase activity. The record is from RefSeq and is a predicted model, not a curated record. NCBI's taxonomy places the organism in Eukaryota, Metazoa, Chordata, Actinopteri, Salmoniformes, Salmonidae.
GGUCCACUGGGGCGUGGCUUACGGAGCGCUCUCUGAAGUAAACGCUCCUAUCGUAUUUCAACCGAUCGAGUUCUCACCACACAACCUUUCCCCGUCAUCAAUUUCAGCACCGUAUAGUAAUAGUAACCCAGCCAACCUAUAGACAAAAAAAAUAUUCACCAUCCCAAGCGCCCCUCCUUGGCUGUUGGUGGGUUAGCUAAAGAGAAGAUAGCUAGCAUUUAUGUAUGUUUUUGCUUGUUGUUUAUGUAGCUACGGGUGUUUAGUUACUUCAAUCGUAUCCCUUGUAGGUCCAAAAUGCCUAACAUAAAGAUAUUCAGCGGCAGCUCUCAUCCGGACCUUGGCCAGAAAAUUGCCGACCGCCUGGGACUUGAACUGGGGAAGGUUGUGACUAAAAAAUUCAGCAAUCAGGAGACAUGCGUGGAGAUUGGGGAGAGUGUCAGAGGAGAGGAUGUCUACAUUGUCCAGAGUGGUUGUGGUGAGAUUAACGAUAACUUAAUGGAGCUCCUCAUCAUGAUCAAUGCCUGUAAGAUUGCCUCUGCCUCACGAGUCACGGCUGUCAUCCCCUGUUUCCCAUAUGCAAGACAAGACAAGAAGGACAAGGUGGGGAGUCGGGCACCCAUCUCUGCAAAGCUGGUGGCCAACAUGUUGUCAGUGUCAGGAGCCAAUCACAUUAUCACCAUGGACCUGCAUGCCUCGCAGAUACAGGGGUUCUUUGAUAUCCCUGUGGACAAUCUAUACGCUGAGCCAGCUGUGCUGAAAUGGAUCAAAGAGAACAUCAAUGAGUGGAAGAAUUGCACCAUUGUGUCUCCUGAUGCCGGGGGAGCAAAAAGGGUCACCUCUAUAGCAGACAGGCUGAAUGUGGACUUCGCGCUCAUCCACAAAGAGAGAAAGAAGGCUAACGAGGUGGACCGCAUGGUCCUGGUGGGGGACGUGAAGGACAGAGUGGCCAUCUUGGUUGAUGACAUGGCAGACACCUGCGGCACCAUCUGCCAUGCUGCAGAUAAGCUCGUCUCUGCUGGAGCUACAAAGGUCUACGCUAUCCUGACCCAUGGGAUCUUUUCAGGCCCUGCCAUCACCCGCAUUAACAAUGCCUGUUUUGAGGCUGUGGUUGUCACGAAUACCAUCCCUCAGGAGGACAAGAUGAAACACUGUUCAAAAAUACAGGUUAUUGACAUCUCCAUGAUCUUGGCAGAGGCUAUUCGUCGGACACACAACGGGGAGUCUGUGUCGUAUCUCUUCAGCCAUGUUCCCUUGUAACAACCCCACCCUUUUCCCCCGGUGAACCUGUACCAAAGGAGGGAUGUCUGGAGCACCACCAUCACAGCCCAUUCAUUCAUUCCCCGUGUCAAGAGAAGGGAUGGAAGUAGUUAGUAAAUACUCCUACUGUGGGGUAGGCUACUUUUUCCAAUAUUCUGUUAUUGCACUGGCUAUCUACAGUUUUGACCUUUUGACUUGUCAAAUGCAGAUUUGAGUUACUUGGUGUAAUAAUAUGCCAGGUUGUUGUUUCAUAUAAGCAUUGUCUAUUGAAAGUUGUAGUUUACAUUGCUGCUGACACCCCAUUUGAGAGAAGCGCUCCAAGAUGGCUUGUUCUGUUUUAUGAGCUUGUUUUUUUUUGUCACUGAUAUUUUUUUAUAUUGGGGGGGACUUGGGCCUCCUUGAAAAGUGAAGCUACCCAUUUGCAUUUCCUAGACAGUAUUUUUAGUUUUACGACAAAGCUGCUUUUGGCACAGUUGUUCAAGAAUAAAGCAUUGUGUAUUGUUUA